GUUUCUUGCAGCACAGUGUUACACUUACUGUAAGAAUGGCUAAGGAAGAACUAACAAAGACUGUGUUUACACCGGAUAAUGUUGCAAACUCUGAGCAACUCUCUGGCAUCAAACUUUCUCCCGAUGCUAAACAACUUCUGUAUCAUGUGAAGCCAGCGUACAAGACUAGUGAACACGACACUUGUUCCAUCUGGUUAGGCGAUGUAGGCUCUGCAGACAGCGCAAGACAAUUCACUUCGGGAAUCUUCAAUGACCACUCUGCUCGAUUCCAUCCGGAUGGCAAAAGGAUCAUCUUCCUAUCUGACCGACACAAAGCUGGUGGUCCGGCGCAAAUCUACUCGAUAAGCCUAAGUGGAGGCGAGGCGUCUCCACUCUUUGGCAAGGAUAAUAAAUGUGCAGUGUCCGAAUUCGAGAUAUCGUCUGACGGGAAGUACAUCGCAUUUCUAAGUGCAGAUGAACCGACUCCCGAAGAUGAACGCCGGGAGAAAGAGAAGGACGACCCCCAGGUUUUUUCAGAUAAACGGAAGUUCAACCAUCUUAGGCUGUACAAUUUUGCCACCAGAGAUGUACGAGGACUCAAAGCAACGAACGGGAAUCAUGUCUUUCAGCUUGUAUGGGCGCCUGACAGCAAGUCCAUCUUUUUCCUCACGAGGGCCCAUUCUGCUCUGGAAUUCAGCUCAGAGAAGACAGAUCUCCAACGAAUAUCUGUUGUGGUGGAUACUCAGCCAGAAGUCAUAGGCAGCUAUCCACAUUCACCAUAUGGCUUAUGUGCUUUACACGACGGGCGGAUAAUCGACAUACAGACUCAUGAUCUCAUGCGCUUGUCUGACUCAAAAUCAGUGUACAUCCGUAAUGUACAAAACUUCAAUGAGUCGAAGCGACUAUAUGGAGAAACUAAUUGCGCAGUACGCAUUGUGGAUUUGAGGAGCGAUGGACUUAUCGCUGUAGAAAUUGCCGAGGGUCUGGAUAUUGUCAUACUGAGCUUCGAUACGAUGGCCCAUAAUGGAAGCACCGUUUAUUCAACAAAGGAUGAAGAUAUCGAGAGAGGCUCGUGGGACGCACGGAAGCAGGAAGAUGGGGCUUUCAUUCUCGCAGUGAUCAAGAGUUCGGCAGUCCGCCAAGAGCCUCCUAAUGUUUGGACGGGGACUAGGAGUAGUAGCGACGGUCUCGUCAAACUCGAUACAAAGAUAUCUUCGCAUCUGAAAUGGACGACAGAAGUGCCAAUCAUGCAUACCGAGCCAUUUUUCUGGGAUGCAAAAGAUGGGACGAAGCUCGAUGGCGUUAUCAUGUUUCCACCCUCCAAUAAGCAGCCGAAUCCUCCGAGAGCACUUCCUACAAUCAUGCUUGUUCAUGGAGGUCCAUAUUGGCGUAGCACUCUAGGAUAUGUACCAACGUUUUAUAACUGGCAGUUCCUUCUAGCUGCGCAAGGUUUCCUGGUCAUCUUACCGAACUACAGAGGAGGUCAGGGACAUGGUUUUGAAUUCGCUCGAGCUGCACAUGGUGGUAUGGGCACACUUGACUGGAGUGACUGUGAAAGUAUGCUCGAUGCCGCGAUUGAACGCGGGCUCGCGGAUCCCAAUCGUCUGGGGAUUGGGGGAUGGAGUCAAGGCGGCUUCAUGACAGCCUGGGGUGUCGCGACAACGAAAAAUCGAUUCAAGGCAGGCGUCAUGGGCGCAGGGGUAAGUGACUGGGGCGCACUAAUGGCUUCGUCCGACUUGCCAGGCUUUGAGGCCGACCUUGGAGGAUGCGCGCCGUGGGAUACGGCAGAUCCUAACCAACGCAUCGAUUUACGUGGAAACCCUAUCGGGCGAGUCGCAGGCGUCGAGACUGCUGUUCUCAUUCUCCACGGAGAGAAAGACGAACGGGUACCAGUGACGCAAGGAAUCGAGUUCUUCCGCGGUUUGCGUCGAAAGGCGAAAUAUCCUGACCGCGCCCAGCUUGUUAUCUAUCCUCGUGAGCCACACAGUUUCGUAGAGAAGAACCAUGCAAAGGACGUGAUGAAGCGCGUCAUUGAGCAUUUCGGUGACUGGCUCUGAGUUGAUCGACAGACCGAAUGAAGGUAAUAUUCUGAGAAGGUAAUUAGAAGUUCAAUGAAGCUGUACAAUUCGGUCCUGCAAAGAAAUGAACGAAUGGCAUUCUGUACCAAGUUCCCG
Messenger RNA from Fomitiporia mediterranea MF3/22, 2153 nucleotides. RefSeq names its product peptidase S9 prolyl oligopeptidase active site domain protein. The coding region runs from base 36 to 2036 and encodes 666 amino acids. The record is from RefSeq and is a predicted model, not a curated record. Lineage: Eukaryota; Fungi; Basidiomycota; Agaricomycetes; Hymenochaetales; Hymenochaetaceae. Gene Ontology annotation, biological process: proteolysis. Gene Ontology annotation, molecular function: serine-type endopeptidase activity. The transcript is spliced from 6 exons.